Molecule: messenger RNA, 1897 nt
Organism: Monopterus albus (swamp eel)
Lineage: Eukaryota; Metazoa; Chordata; Actinopteri; Synbranchiformes; Synbranchidae
Gene: napba
Product: N-ethylmaleimide-sensitive factor attachment protein, beta a
Exons: 10
Coding region: 127-1014 (295 amino acids)
Biological process (GO): intracellular protein transport; regulation of synaptic vesicle priming; synaptic transmission, glutamatergic
Cellular component (GO): vacuolar membrane; terminal bouton; synaptobrevin 2-SNAP-25-syntaxin-1a complex
Molecular function (GO): syntaxin binding; soluble NSF attachment protein activity
Source: RefSeq, a predicted model, not a curated record
AGAAGAAGAGCGGCAGGCUCUCCGCAUCAGCACCAGUACAGACAUCUCCUCACCUCCUCUCUGUCCACUGCGGAACACCGGCCCGUUUUCCUGCCAUCCCUCCGCCAGCAGCAGACCCAGCUCGCCAUGGACAACUCCGGCAAAGAGAAGGAGGCCAUGCAGCUGAUGGCUGAAGCCGACAAAAAGGUCAAAGCAUCAGGAUCCUUUCUGGGAGGGAUGUUCGGGGGCAACCAUAAAGUGGAGGAUGCCUGUGAAAUGUAUGCCAGGGCAGCCAACAUGUUUAAGAUGGCAAAGAACUGGAGUGCUGCGGGAAAUGCAUUCUGUCAGGCCGCUCGGCUCCACAUGCAGCUUCAGAACAAACUGGACUCUGCCACCAGCUUUGUCGACGCCGGCAACGCCUACAAAAAGGCCGACCCACAAGAGGCCAUCCACUGUUUAAAUCAGGCAGUUGACAUCUACACUGACAUGGGCCGGUUUACCAUCGCAGCCAAACAUCACAUCACUAUAGCGGAGAUUUAUGAAUCGGAGCUGGUCGACAUUGAGAAGGCCAUUGCCCACUACGAGCAGGCAGCAGAUUACUACAAGGGAGAAGAAUCUAACAGCUCAGCCAAUAAAUGUCUUCUGAAGGUCGGGCACUACAGCGCCCAGUUGGAGCAGUACCAGAAAGCCAUUGAAAUCUAUGAACAGGUUGCUAUGAGCACCAUGGACAAUCCUCUGUUGAAGUACAAUGCAAAAGAGUAUUUCUUCAAGGCUUCACUGUGUCACUUCAUAGUGGACGAACUGAAUGCCAAAUUGGCCAUAGAGAAGUAUGAGGAGAUGUUUCCCGCCUUCACAGACUCCAGAGAGCUCAAACUGUUAAAGAAACUUCUAGAAGCCCACGAGGAGCAGAACAGUGAGGCGUUCACAGAGGCCAUCAAGGACUUCGACUCUGUGUCUCGUCUGGACCAGUGGCUGACCACCAUGCUGCUCCGCAUCAAAAAGACCAUCCAGGGAGAUGCUGGGGACCUGAAAUAGACACAUGUAGAAAAGGGAGUGGGGUGAUAUAGAGAGAAGAAAUGUGAGGGCCAGGGUUGGUGAUUAAAUGGAGGCAAGCCAGACUGACAGGAAGUGUAAAGAUGUGUUUUGGUGGGAAAAAAAGUUUAAAAAAAGAUCAACAGAGAAUCAGAGAGAUGAAAUGGGGUUUAAGGGAGACAGGGUUGGACUGAGGGAGCUUACAGUUGUACAUAUCAGUCUGCAUGUGACCCCCAACAAGCUAGGCAUCACCUUUAAACCACCUGUAGAUGAUCCUGUGUCUCCAGUCCUGCAGUAUUGCUCUUUUAACACUGGACAGAACUGUACUUAAAAAGAGAGUGGAAAGAAAAGGUGUGUGUGUGUGUGUGUGUGUGCGUGCGUGCGUGCGUGCGCGUCCACUGCAGUAAGGGAUAUAUAACAUUUGGUGGGAAAGUGUGCAACUUAUAUGAGAUUUAAAGAUAUAUGUUAUUUAAAAUGGAUAAUCAUAUUUAAUGUCAAUACUGAAAAUAUUAUUUAUGGUACUCGGUGUUAUGAUUUUUCUUAAUAGUUUAGCUAUUAGCCCUCUGCACUCCUUUCUUCUCCUCUUCUUCCUCUCAUUGUUCUUCCUCCUGUUCCUCUGUCUCACCCCUACACUGUGUCACCAGUAUGAUAUCACCCAUUGUGAUUGGUUGGUUUCUUGUGUUCAGGCCACUGGUUGGCCAGUGCAGCUAGCCACCAGUGCUAACUCCUGGCACUACCUUGUUUGUGCAUGUCUCUUGUCAUGUUGAUGUAAGUGUUGUGCUAACAUGUGAAGAACUUUCAUGUAGCCUGGUGUCAUUUGUGUGAAAUCAGUAAAUGUGUACCUCAGAUACCGAAUUGAAAUAAAAACACCACGGCUCCAGAUACA